Molecule: messenger RNA, 2579 nt
Organism: Cherax quadricarinatus
Lineage: Eukaryota; Metazoa; Arthropoda; Malacostraca; Decapoda; Parastacidae
Source: RefSeq, a predicted model, not a curated record
GUGGUCCUUAUAAACCAAACAAAGAAAAAACAGAUAAGAUAAAUAAAUAAAAUUACGUAAGAAAAUAUUCAAGCCAAUUGCAGGUGAUUUAACAGGAUUAUCAAUUUCAUCCCCUCAAGGCAGGAUCCUUGACGCUGUGACAUCAGUUCAUCAUGUGUUUAUUGUUCCUGUACAUAAAUCCUCACCUGAAGAAGGGAGAAUAUAAAAUAAUAUUGGUCAACAACCGAGAUGAGUUAUAUUCCAGGCCGACCAAACCUGCACAUUUAUGGGACUCUAAAAUAUAUGGAGGUAUGGAUGUUGAAGAGGGCAAGGAGGGAGGAACAUGGCUAGGUGUCUCUGAAACUGGUAAGAUUUCGUGUUUGCUGAAUAUUUUCCAGCCUUCAGGCCAGUUCAAAAAGGAUGGGGCUUCAAGAGGUUUCUUGGUGGUCAAGUACCUUCAGGCAGAACAAAGUGGAGCAGAAUAUUUGGAACAUAUUAUUAAGUCAAAUCUUGUAUAUAACCCUUUUAAUCUAUUAACAAUGGACCCAGGAGAACUCUCCUAUGAUGUAACAUAUUAUAAUAGUGAAAAUAACUUUUAUCAAAAGAUUCAGCCUGGAGUUCAUGGAUUUGGUAAUUCCUUCAUUAACAAACCAUUCAGGAAAGUUAAGAAAGGUGAAAUGAAAUUUCAAGAGAUAAUUAAAACAUAUGGAAAAACCGAGAGUGAGGAACAACUGAUAAAUGAACUGAUUACUAUGAUGCAAAACUCUGAGAAGAAUUUUCCUGAUGAGCAGUUAGCAGAGCAGGGCAAAGGUCAAUCAGAAGACUUUGUGAAAAGCCUCUCCAGCAUUUUUGUCACCUUCCCUGGUGUGGGUUAUGGAACAAGGACAACAUCUGUCAUUCUUGUGGACCACUUGAACAGAGUUAUGUUUAAGGAGCGAACAAUGAAGGAACCAAUCAACCUGGAGGCACCUGAAUGGGAAGUAAAUGAACAUAGUUUCAUUUCAAAGAAGAAAUACUGAAAAUGCCUGUAAACUCUUAAAUGCAGUAUUUACUAUACAAUAUUAAUUUCUGAAGACAGUAGUCUGCUGUGUCUGUACAGUCUUUGCAUUCAUGUUAAAAGAGCUCUACCUGAAUCACUUGUACACAUUUUGUGUAUACAGUAUUUAGAAGUUUUAUGAUUUUUUCUGUAUAAUCUAUUAUAUAUCAUGAAAAAUAUUUUUAUCUGAAUCCCUUGGAUUUAUAGCCUGCUUAUCUUCAGCAGUCUUAUUACAAACAGUAUGCUGUAAGAAUUAAGAUGAAGCUUUGUACAGUACUAUACUGGAAUGCAAAAUAGUAAUUUCUCAAGGGUACAUUUAAUGUUCAUGAAACGGUUCUUCCACUCUCUUGUACCCGUUUUCCUUAUGAAAUAACCAUGUAUACUCUCUACCAGUCUCGAGGUACCUUCCCUUCUUUCAGGUAUAUACUGAACAAAUACACCAACCACUAAAACUAUACCCCACCUGCAUUUAAUAUCUCAGUCUUAAUCCCAUCUGUCCCAGUUGCUUUCACUUCCUCAUGUACUUUCCUCACAUUCACUUUUUUUUCCUUCUCUUUUUUUUUUUUUUUCAACAAGUCGGCCAUCUCCCACAGAGGCAGGGUGAAUCAAAGAGAAAGAAAAUCCCCAAAAAGAAAAUACUUUCAUCAUCAUUCAACACUUUCACCUCACUCACACGUAAUCACUGUUUUUGCAGAGGUGCCCAGAAUACAACAGUUUAGAAGUAUAUACAUGUACGUAUAAAAAUACACAAUACAGUGGACCCCUGGUUUACGAUCACCUCCCAAUGCGACCAAUUAUGUAAGUGUAUUUAUGUAGGUGCGUUUGUACGUGUAUGUUUGGGGGUCUGAAAUGGACUAAUCUAAUUCACAAUAUUCCUUAUGGGAACAAAUUCGUUCAGUACUGGCACCUGAACAUACUUCUAGAAUGAAAUAAUAUCGUAAACCGGGGUCCACUGUAUGUAUAUAUCUCCAAACUGCCAAUAUCCCAAACCCCUCCUUUAGAGUGCAGGCACUGUACUUCCCAUUUCCAGGACUCAAGUCCGGUUAUAUAAAAUAACCGGUUUCCCUGAAUCCCUUCACUAAAUAUUACCCUGCUCACACUCCAACAGAUCGUCAGGUCUCAAAUACCAUUUGUCUCCAUUCACUCCUAUCUAACAUGCUCACGCACGCUUGCUGGAAGCCCAAACCCCUCACCCACAACACCUCCUUUACCCCCUCCCUCCAACCUUUUCGAGGACGACCCCUAUCCCACCUUCCUUCCCCUACAGAUUUAUACGCUCUCCAUGUCAAUCUACUUUGAUCCAUUCUCUCUAAAUGACCAAACCACCUCAACAAACCCUCUUCAGCCCUCUGACUAAUACUUUUAUUAACUCCACACCUUCUCCUAAUUUCCACACUGAAUUUUCUGCAUAAUAUUUACACCACACAUUGCUCUUAGACAGGACAUCUCCACUGCCUCCAACUGCCUCCUUGCUGCAGCAUUUACAACCCAAGCUUCACACCCAUAUAAGAGUGUUGGUACUACUAUACUUUCAUACAUUCCCUUCUUUGCCUCCAUAGAUACU